AUGAAGCACGUGCUCAGGUCCAAGAGUUUGCAAAGAAGUAAGCCAAGGACGCCAACAGCCUCCAGCUUCUCCUUGUCGCCGAAGUCGCUGCGCACCAGACCAGAAGAGAGGACGAAGGGGGAUGCACCGCCACUCAGGCUCAAAGCUCUGUACUGCACGCCGCACAUGAAGGUUCCUGGCAUCUUAUUUGCCUGUCCUCUGCUGAUGACCUUCAAGCCAGAUCCAGAUGAUCAGCACGUGAAGGAGUUCGGCGAAGAGCUCUACACCGUGACUUUGGAGGUGCAAGACAUCCUACAAUGCGGGGGCAUCACCAUGCCGCUGUCGGAUGGCAAGGACUUGUCCUACUUCUUACAGCUGCAGAUCAGGACGCUGAAUGGCAAGCAUUUCCGGCUGCAGGAGGACGUCGUGGACCCCUGGUUUGUGGUGUUUAGCUUGGUGGACAAACGGGAUCUGAACCAGGUCACCUCGUUGCUGUUGGAAGCCAAGAAGGCCAAGGCAAGCAGCAGCGCUUGUCCAAGUUCCACGCAGACCUCCGUGCCUUUUCCGUGUCUGGACUGCAUGGCCGAGCUCGAGCACGUCCUCCACCAUCACCAGUUGCAGCAACAGUUGGCAAAGGAGAGGUCUCCCUCGACGACUGCGCGCUUGUUCGCGAACUGGACAAAAUUUCUAAGUGGGCCUGGUGAAGCCACCAAGACCUCGCAAGAAGUGGACGUCCGCAGCGAUCCAGGUUCUCCGGUCAAUGUUGAGAAGGUCGCACUGCGGCUCCCUGAGAAUCUCGAGUCCGCCCUGCUCACCAAAGACCUGGCGGAGGCACUGAUGGACUUCUUGCCCGUGAGCUUGCGAUUGCCCGGGCUGGUCGAGUGGGUGCUGCGGUACACACCGAAGGCGCACGGCGUGUCCCUGUCGACAAUGUUCCGGAACAUGGCAGAGCGGGACAAGACCAUCGUGAUCAUUCAGGACACAGAGGACUUCGUCUUUGGAGGUUUCGCCACUUCGGCCUGGGAGCCGGCUGGGAGGUUCUACGGGUCCGGCGAGGCUUUCGUGUUCUCGUUCGGGCGCAAGACUGAAAAGCCCGCAGAGGUUCAAUUCUUCCCCUGGUCUUCGGAAAACGCGUGCUGCAUGUACGCGGACAAGUCCAUGUUUGGAAUGGGAGGUGGAGAAGGACCUUGUUGCCACAUCCAAUUCAGUUAG
This is a messenger RNA of Symbiodinium sp. CCMP2592, 1191 nucleotides long. Lineage: Eukaryota; Dinophyceae; Suessiales; Symbiodiniaceae. The record is from the annotation of a GenBank genome assembly.